AUGGAUCCGAACAACGGUUCAAUUCCCUCUGCGGAGGAGGUCCUUGCUUCAUAUCAUCUACCCCAAGUGAAGCCACAAUGGCUAAACUGCAAUUAUGGCAAACAUAUUGUUAAGGGAAACUUCCUUACCCUUAGUGCUAAGCCUAAGACGGUAGAAAUGGGAGAGUGGAUAGCACAUCAAGUCGUGGACCACUGGCGGAUGCUUAUUACCUUCAUCAAACUCGUCCAUGACCGGGAAGAAGAUGGCAGCUCAAUCUGUAACGCUCGGAAAUGUCCCAAGAUGUCAGCGGGAGCCUCCCACUCCUUUACCUGGCUAAACUCGCGGCUCCAGCCGGUGGAAAUCCCAGCAUACGAAUACCUCAGCCUCGUCCAGCGCUACAUCAGCGGCAAGAUAGACGACGGCAACCUGUUCCCCACCGACCCGGCGGGCGUCUCCUUUGCCGACAACCCAGCCUUCUGCACCCCCCUGCCCGAGUCCGGACCAGACUGGAUCGGCAAGCGGAGCGGCUUCCCGCAGAACUUCAUGGAGACGUGCCAGACCAUCUUCCGGCAAAUGUUCCGCGUCUACGCGCACCUGUACUGGUCGCACUUUGAGGACAUGUUCUGCCUCAACCUGGAGAAGUCCAUGAACAGCUGCUUCAGCCACUUCAUCCUGACGGCCACCACGCUCGGCCUGCUGAAGAAGUCGGAUCUGGAGCCGAUGCAGCCGCUUAUUGACCUUUGGGCUGCCCUGGGCACUUUCCCCCAGGGCUGCAAGGCGUAUGAGAUUGCCAAUAUCUCAGUUGGACACCUGCUUAUCCAGAAGGCGGGUGGUCCACCCUCGAGCUAG
Molecule: messenger RNA, 828 nt
Organism: Sordaria macrospora k-hell
Lineage: Eukaryota; Fungi; Ascomycota; Sordariomycetes; Sordariales; Sordariaceae
Biological process (GO): positive regulation of protein phosphorylation; signal transduction; cell division
Cellular component (GO): cytoplasm; nucleus
Molecular function (GO): protein kinase activator activity
Source: RefSeq, a predicted model, not a curated record